This is a messenger RNA of Suncus etruscus (white-toothed pygmy shrew), 1447 nucleotides long. RefSeq names its product microcephalin 1 (gene MCPH1). The record is from RefSeq and is a predicted model, not a curated record. The transcript has 13 exons. The coding region runs from base 100 to 1374 and encodes 424 amino acids. NCBI's taxonomy places the organism in Eukaryota, Metazoa, Chordata, Mammalia, Eulipotyphla, Soricidae. Gene Ontology annotation, biological process: cerebral cortex development; mitotic cell cycle.
GUCGCCGCUGGCUCCUUCCUGGAAGGAGUCCUGGCCUAUGUGGAAGUGUGGUCAGCCAACAGGACAGAAAACUACUCCAAGACCUUUACUGAACAGCUUAUGCAGAUGGGAGCAAAGGUUUCAAAAACGUUCAACAAGAAAGUGACACAUGUCGUCUUCAAGGAUGGGUACCAGAGCACUUGGGACAAGGCGCAGAGGAUGGGCGUGAAACUGGUCUCAGUGCUCUGGGUCGACAAGUGCCGGAUAUCUGGGCAGCACGUGGAUGAAGCCCUUUUCCCUGCCGCUAACACCCAGAGCUGCCAGCCCAACCUCAUCAGGAAGAAGCGCAAGUGUAUGCAGCCCAAAGAUUUCAUAACUAAAACGCCAGAGAAUGACAAGAGACUUCAAAGGAAGUUUGAGAGGAUGGCUCAGGAGCUGCAAAGGCAAAGGACCUCACUUGAUGACAUCCCCGUCCUGAUGUUCAAGUCCAGCAGGGCCUUGGUGUACAGCCCUGCAUCAGUCGUGGACAGUGGGCAACGCUGGGCCAUGGAGGAGCGGCUGCAAGAGAUGAAGGAGCAGAGGGAGCACCUAUCCCCCACUUUAUCCCAGCAGGUCGAGAUGUCUCGGAACCCUGAGGAUGAUGCUGACACAACCGACCCGUGUGCUGCAGCCUCUCUGAACCCCUCGUGUAACACUGACACCAUGUGCCUAGGUGUGCAGAGCGGACCCUCCAAGCCUGGCCCCUCCGCACUCCUGGAAUGCCAUCAAGACCAACAGGAGACACACAAGCCAGUGAGGAGGAAAAGACCCAAGCCAGCAAGAACACUGGUGAUGACGAGUCUGUGCUCCGAGCAGCGGAGCCUAGUCACCCAGGUGCUGGCCAAGCUGCAGGGCUUCUCUGUGGCCCAGGACGUGACGGACAGGACCACACAUGUGCUGGCAGGGGCGCCGCUACGCACUCUCAGCGUGCUGCUGGGACUGGCCCGUGGCUGCUGGGUGCUGUCCUGGGAAUGGGUGCUAUGGUCCCUGGAAGCCGGGCAUUGGAUCUCCGAGGAACCCUUUGAGCUUCAUGACCACUUCCCUGCGGCUCCACUCUGCCGCCAGCUGCGCCAGCUCACAGCUGGACUGUACCAAGGGACCCUGUUUGCCAACCAGCCACCCAUGUUCAUCUGCCCAGCCAGUGAACCACCCCAGUCCAAGCUGCAGGAGCUAGUUCGACUUUGCGGGGGCCGCGUAGUGCCAGCUCCGAACCAGGCUGGCAUCAUCAUUGGACCCUACCGAGGACGGAGGCCAGGGACCCCAGCCAGAAGCCUGUCAGAGAAGUGGAUCCUAGAUUCCAUCACGCAGCACGAGGUCCUCGCACCCGAGCCCUACUUGUGUCUGUCCUCGCCAUGAAGAGCCCUAGCCGGAUAAGAGCCAGGACACCACCUGUGCGUUUUCUACAGAUUUCCAGAACAUUCUGGGUUCA